UAUAUGGAUGACUUCAGUUCUCUUGACUGAAUGUUAGUACUGUCCAUCAACAAAGCGAAGUGGAAGUUUCCUCCAGUGACCUAAUUUAUGACAGUUAAGACGAGACUCAUUGUUUAUCUCGAUGUGUAUUAUGAAUCACACAACAUUACGGGUUUCGCAAGCGGCCUCUUCCUGUGUCGAGUGGUGGACGUGAUGGGGCAGUUACUAGACUAUCUAAUCAUUGAUGACAGAGCAGAUGGUCCAGAUACUAGGCAUUGCACUGCGUGUAGCCAGUUAAUACACACAACCUUCAGCUGAGACAAAGACAAUUGGACAAUGGAAAUACCCUUUGCGGCCAUGUUGGUCUCUUUGGUUCUUAUCAAGGUGACGUCGGGCCAAUCUCUGGAAGUGAACUCCACGGAGGCAUCAGUGGCCACGGCCACAGCCACAGCCACGACCACGGCCAUAGAGACGAUGGUGGCUCAGGAAGGCGGAGUCCCGGCCAUGAGUGGCGGCGCCAAUAGCACCCUGGAGGGCUCUACCUGUCGCAUGAAGAUGCUGAACGUCACCCUUCAAUGUGCCAACGAGACCGGAGCUUCCCAGGAUGAUGUGGACAUCGCCAUGCGUAUGGAGAUCCCCAGCUCCGAACCGGGCAAGUGUAUGACGAAGUGUUUACUGAAGUCUCGCGGAAUGAUGUCGCCUGAGGGAACUUUCGCACUCAACACUACAGUAGAGUAUCUGACAAAUGCCCACGGAAACGAGAGUUUAAGAGCGGAAUUCCAGAAACUUGCGGAUUAUUGUUACGACAAAAUUAAGAUACAGCCAAUAGCCAACCUGGACACAUGCCAGCUAGCCUACGACAUCGCCACUUGCACCGAGGAGUACCACAAGACGUUGUUCUUGAGAAACCCUGCCAAAUCGCCACCUGUCAACAUAGUCGCGGCGCCAUAAACGCGACUAAUCACAUCGACCUUUAUCACCAAUCAAAUUCUUUUACCAUAGAAUUAUACUUACACAAAACACUUAAUUAAAUUUAAUUAUAGAACUCUGUAUAUUAGUGUUUUGAUAUUAACUUACUAUUUCUGCGAUCGAAACAGGUAAUUGUCUUUCAAAAGUAAUAAUUGUUUGAUGAGUAAAAAUUAGAUGGGUGAAAAACAUUAAAGAUAAACGUAAUUAGCGUUAAUGUAGCAAUAGUUUAAUUUAUUUUAUAUUUCAAUGUUAUAAUCUAAGGAAAAAAUUUACCCCAGUAAAAACUUUUGUAAGGAACGUAAGGGAAUAUUAUGUAUUUUCAUAUACAGCUUUAAUAUUUUAUAUGUAUGUGUAGAAGUUGUAAAUUCAGAAGCAGCUUCACAGUUUGUGUAAGUUAAGACCCAUUCCAUAAUCAAAUGUCUCUAAAUUGAAAACUGUCUUGUUUAGUGACAAGACUUUAUUAAUAUUGUUAAUGAAAUAAAAAUGUUAUUGUUAUUUAUAAAAUCACAAAUUUAUUUUUCAGUGGUACAUAGUAUUUAUGCAGUUGUAUUUAUGUCAAGAGGAUGAGUCUUCUCGAGUUUGUCUACUAUAGAGUAAACGUCUUGGAUUGUUUGUAUUGAAUGAUGUAUUAUAGUGUUAUUGUACCCGCUCAACCCGUAAACAGAGAAAUAAAACAAUUCUCACAGGAACAAUGUUCACAAUAUCUAGGAGCUACAAUGGGCGAGAUAUAACUAGAUCACUAGAUUUAAUUAAGCGUCUAAGUCUUCAAAAUCUCUCAGAAAAUGUCUUUUAACAAAUUUAAGUUAUACCAUAUUUCGUAUAUAAAAAACUUUUGUUAGUAAA
This is a messenger RNA of Homalodisca vitripennis (glassy-winged sharpshooter), 1791 nucleotides long. RefSeq lists its product as uncharacterized. Gene Ontology annotation, biological process: sensory perception of smell. The record is from RefSeq and is a predicted model, not a curated record. Bases 316 to 930 code for a protein of 204 amino acids. Gene Ontology annotation, molecular function: odorant binding. The transcript is spliced from 7 exons. NCBI's taxonomy places the organism in Eukaryota, Metazoa, Arthropoda, Insecta, Hemiptera, Cicadellidae.